AUGUUUCUACUAUGGACUCAGGUAACAUCUGCUUCCUCAUAUGAAAGAGAAGGGACUGGGUAUUCAACACCUUAUCCAAGGACGACUACACCACCUGAAUCAGGAAUCCCUUUAAUCACAAAUCCAGGGCUGACUCCAUGUUCACAGAUUGGAGUGUUGGCCAUUAGGUCAUCUUCAUUGGCUCUCAGUAGCCAAACUAGCCUGAUGGAUAUGGCACAGUACGCUGAGAGCUUAAAAGAAAAAAUCAAUACAUACGAAGAAUACCGAUUUGAAGUAGAUAAGCACCUAGAAAGUUUGCAGGCUGAACAUGAACAUGCUGAGCAAGAGUUGAGUGCGCUGCAAGCUUCUCUGGAACCUCUUGGUGCAUCGUUCCCAGAAUGCCUAUCCACAAAAGAAUCUAUGAUGAAACAAAUCGAAGAGAAGCAUCAUGACACUGCAGCAUCGGUUUUCUGCUGUCUGUACAGAGAGGCUCCACCUCCACAGUCUUUUUUUCUGUCAAACAAAGGAAUGUUUGGCGUUGUAGCGCUUCUCGGUUCAGUUGCCUCCACCUCCCUUAGCAGGGUUUUGUCUGAAUAUUUGGGGAAAGACACAAUGCUUUCAUUGGUGUGCAAAUCAUCACAAUUUGGACAGAAAAGCGAUGAGUAUCGCAAGCUUCAAUCUGAAGCAGCUAGCCACGGACGAACUAUCACCAAUCGGUUUCUUGUUAUUUGUCUUGAUGCAACCAGACCUUGGAGGAAUGGAGUUGUGAAGAAUGAUCCUCAGAAGAGAUUAGCCAUGGAUAGCCCUUACCUGCCGAAUGGAGAUCCUAUUCCCGGUUUCAAAGGCUACGGUGUGAACAUGAUACACUUAAAUUCAGAGGAGCUGGAUAUACAAUCAAACUCGGGUCAUGGGCUUAGAGAGACGCUAUUCUAUGGGAUUUUUGGAGAGUUGCAGGUAUAUGAGACCGCAGAGGAUCUCGAAGCAGCUCUUCCUCACAUCAAUGGAGACGCUGUGUCUCUAGAUGGUGUGAUCGCCAGAGAAAACGGUUUCAUAUACUCUGGUUGCUGUACACCGGAAGUUCAUUUUCCAAUAACCGUAACGGAGAAGCAAGAGAAGGCAUUGGUGCGAAUGGAAAUAGCAAGAGGCAAAAAGAGAAAGGCUGAGAAGGAGAUCGCCGAGGAGAAUAGUAAGAAGCGUAGGUUGGUGAAAAAGUUGAAGAAGGCAACGGAGAAGUACGAAUGUUUAACAGCUACGGCAGACUCUUAG
Molecule: messenger RNA, 1245 nt
Organism: Camelina sativa (false flax)
Lineage: Eukaryota; Viridiplantae; Streptophyta; Magnoliopsida; Brassicales; Brassicaceae
Source: RefSeq, a predicted model, not a curated record